AUGAUUUUCUACAUUCUAUUCUUUAUUGUUUCCACCGUCCAGGCCAUCGCUCCGCGAAAUAUUCCAAGCCAAAUCGGAAAUUCUGGAAACGAUCUCACAAACCAGCUCGGCUAUCAAACCCAUGUUGCACUGAGACGCGUUGGAGAACUCGAAAAAUCGAUUGGAGAUGGCGUCGGUCAAUUCGGAGAAACCGGAGGAAGGGCAGCGGUUGAAUUGGCCGAAUCAUUUGGCAAGACUGUCAGAGAUGUGCCAAAUGGAAUUGGCGAGGUUGUUAAUGGAGUCGUCACUGGAAAUCGUCGAGGAAAACGAGAAGCAGUGGAUCAACUCUCUGAUUUGACUCCAGUUCAGGAGUAUUUCGUGUUGUUCAUCGUCUACAAGAACUUCGUUCAAACUGGUGAAAACUUUUGCGCAAUUCACCAAGUUAUCAAACAUCUUGCCAACCGUGUUCCCGAACUUCACCAAUACAUCACCAUAAUCGCCGAAAUUCUGAAGGCUUACUUCGGUACAUCACACCAAUUCUGCGAGAAUCCAGCCGAUUCCGCCGACGCUAUUCAAAACGCUAUCAAAGAGGCAUUAAAAAUGUAUCCCAACUAA
This is a messenger RNA of Caenorhabditis bovis, 594 nucleotides long. Lineage: Eukaryota; Metazoa; Nematoda; Chromadorea; Rhabditida; Rhabditidae. The record is from the annotation of a GenBank genome assembly.